Microthlaspi erraticum is the source of this 291-nucleotide messenger RNA. The record is from the annotation of a GenBank genome assembly. NCBI's taxonomy places the organism in Eukaryota, Viridiplantae, Streptophyta, Magnoliopsida, Brassicales, Brassicaceae.
AUGCAAAUGGUCAAGGAUGUUCUAGCCAACAGUGAUAAAGUUUCAGAGGUCCUACAAGAGUCUACUCAUCAGUUCAACCUGCUUACUUCACCCACCUUCCUACCAAAGGUCAAGGAUCAAGGGAAAUUCACUCUCCCUUGCACACUUGGGCAUCUUGAGAUUGACAAUGCCUUAGUGGAUUCUGGAGCAAGCAUCAAUCUGAUCUCUCUCUCCAUGGCAGAGAAGCUAGGCAUAGCUGGAGCCUUGCAGCGCCCUACUACUUCAAUCAUCUUUGGAGAUGCAACUAUCUAA